This is a messenger RNA of Antechinus flavipes (yellow-footed antechinus), 3324 nucleotides long. RefSeq names its product tubulin tyrosine ligase like 2 (gene TTLL2). The record is from RefSeq and is a predicted model, not a curated record. Gene Ontology annotation, cellular component: cilium. Gene Ontology annotation, molecular function: tubulin binding; tubulin-glutamic acid ligase activity. NCBI's taxonomy places the organism in Eukaryota, Metazoa, Chordata, Mammalia, Dasyuromorphia, Dasyuridae. The transcript has a single exon. Gene Ontology annotation, biological process: microtubule cytoskeleton organization; protein polyglutamylation. Bases 935 to 2650 code for a protein of 571 amino acids.
GUAGGAGUUAGUGACAAGUGGGCAGUCAACUUUCACUUUACCCAUUGAGAAGGGACUAACUUUUGGAAAUAGACAAAAGUAAUUUAGAACCAAAUUUAACUGAAGAUCAUUGCAUUAUACUGUUCUGAGUCAAAAAACAUCUCUGAACUAUAAAACUUUUACUAUAAGAUAAAAAGAGGCCUCAUAUUAAGUUCCUGAAAGUUGUUUUAUUCCAUUUUUGAACAAUUCUAUUAAGAGUUUUUCCCUGAUAAUGAACCCUCUAUUGAAUGCAAAUAGAUCUCUUACCUUUUCAUAAUUUUUUUUUCAAUCCUGUUGCUGAUUAGCUAACAUCUCACUGCAUCAUUGGGAACCUCUUCCCUACCUUUUUUAUACCUUUUAGACUAAUUUUAAAAAUGUUGCUCUUGCCAUCUUGUCCUACCAAGGAUGAUCUUCUUUUUUUUUUUUUUAAACAAAAUCCAAUGUCUUCAUUACUAGUUUAUUUAAUUUCAUAUUAAAUGUCAUUGUAUUUUUUGCUCUGAAUAAUGGUUCCUACACAAAUGGGAAACAACAGGCACGGGUGGCCUUGAAAGCAAUACUUUUGGAGAUCAAGAACAUGUAGACACUCGCCCAACAGCAAAGUUUGACCCUUUUAAAUUUGACCCAUUUUUAAUACAUCUCCACUCAUACCAGUUAACAAAGUGAGUCUAUCCUUUUGGCAACAAGUUCUAAGGAAUGUUAAAUUAUAGAUGGACUUGUUUGGAUAUAAACUAUAGACAUGGACUCAUUCAUUUCCUUUUAUUUAGUUUGGAAUGGGGCAGUCAUAUUAUAUCAAAAUAAAAUAGCUCCAACUACUAUUAUGCUUAGAUAUUAUGCUAGGUUAUGAUAAUGACAAGCUGAAUUCAUUGUAUUAACCCCUUUCUAAUUAUCUAUUUUUUAGUAAAGAAAAAAAAAUCAUAUGAUGACAGAUGAAAAUUCAGAAAUUUUGUUAAAGCCAUUGGUCUUUCGUGCAGAUGAUUAUAUUCCUGAAGUAAUUAAAAAUGUUCUACUAGAACGUGGUUGGAAUAGAUAUAAUGAAGAUGUGCAAGAUGUAGCAGAUUGGAACCUGUAUUGGCGGACCUCGGCUUUCUGUAUGACUGAUCAUAACAAUGUUAAGCCAUGGCAACGACUUAAUCAUCACCCAGGAACCACCAGGCUUACCAGGAAAGACUAUUUGGCAAGACAUUUGAAACACAUGAAAGGGAUUUAUGGAGCAUCUCUUUAUGCCUUCUCUCCACUAACUUAUAUCAUGCCCAAUGACUACAUUAAAUUUGUGGCUGAAUAUUCUAGGGAGAAAGAGACCCUUGGCACUAAGCCAAGCUAUUGGAUUUGCAAGCCAGCAGAACUGUCUCGUGGGAGGGGCAUAAAGAUUUUCAGUGACUUAAAAGACUUGAACUUUGAUUGUUCAACAGUUGUACAAAAAUAUAUCAGCAAUCCCUUCCUCAUUGCUAAGUAUAAAAGUGAUCUGCGUAUUUAUGUUUGUGUUGCUGGCUUCCAGCCCUUAACCAUUUACCUCUAUCAGGAAGGACUGGUACGAUUCGCCACUGAAAAGUUUGAUCUCAAUAACCUGAAGAACAAAUGUGCUCAUCUAACCAAUAGCAGUGUCAAUAAAACUGGGGCCUCCUACAAGAAGAAUAAAGAAGGGAUUGGCUGUGGUUGCAAAUGGACCCUGAGCAAGUUCUUCACUUAUCUUCGCAAUCAGGAUGUGGAUGACCUGCUUCUGUGGCAAAGAAUCAACCACCUGGUGAUCCUCACAAUUCUCUCCAUAGCCCCUUCUGUCCCCUUUGCUUCCAAUUGUUUUGAGCUUUUUGGAUUUGACAUUCUGAUUGAUAACAAGUUCAAACCAUGGCUUUUGGAAGUGAACUGUAGUCCUGGCUUAUCUUUAGACUGUUCUUCUGAUGUGUCAGUGAAGAGAAAGCUUAUCCAUGAUAUCAUUGAAUUAAUGCAUUUCAAACAGAUUUGCCUGGAUAACACCAAAAAGAAAACUGGUGAAGCUUCAAGUCACCGGCCUCACAUUUCCUGGACUGGAGGUGAUAAAGAGAAAGUCCAUGAAAGUUCAAAGCCUUGGUGUAAAAUUUCCUGGGCAGAAGCUAAAAAAGAUAAAGACCUUGAAACUUCAGGACAAUGGACAAAUAUUUCUCAGUUUGGACAAAAAAACAGGAUUCAUACAUUAUCUGGAUAUACAUCUCAUUAUAAGGAGUCUUCCAAAAUUUUAUCUUUAUUAGAGUUCCAAGGAAUUGUCUAUAAGACAGAUUUAUCUGUCUUACAGAAAAAUGUCAAAAUUUUUCCUAAAGAAAUGUUUAUGGCAAAACCAAAAGAAAAGAAGGCAAAAGGUUCCCUACCGGCAGCCUUUCCAAAGAUAAGAAAUAUACAAACUACAUUCAAGUCAUUCCAUCACUCUCCAUCUUUUGAGUCAUGUAAGAAGAAGAAAAAUAUCACCCCAAAUUUGCUGUCAGAUAAGGGCAUGAGACCAUGCUCCCGUGCAGGUGAUUUUGUUCUCAUUUUCCCUUUCAAUGAAGCUACUCUUGCAGCUACCAAGAAUGGACUGGAUCUCAAAAAGGUCAUGCAUGAAUUUCAGAAGUUUGUAAAUAAACAACCAACACCAGAGGCAGAGGAUAAAACUAAGAAAACAUGACAAAGGAUUUUGAUGACUUAGGGACAAUAUGAAUGCAAGUCCCUGAAAUAUCUUUUAUCCCUGAAAUAUCUUUUAUCAUUGAAAAAUGACAAUAUUAUUUGCUUUUUGGCUAUCAUAUAAAACUAUCAAAAUUAGAUAAAAGGAAAAUUCCAUUAGAUAUAAUAUGUUUAAAUUUUUAUAGAUUUAAAACACAUAUAUUAUUAUUAAUCUAAGGUUUCCUCAAAAAUUCUGGGCAAGUGGUACCCACAUGCAUUUGGACAUGGCUUUCUGCAGUAACCUUAUAUAAUUAAAAAAUAAAAAUAAUAAAUGAUUAAGCUAAUAUGUUACAGGAUCUUAGAAGAAGAAUAUAAGACUAAAAUAUCAGGAGUAAAAAUACUAAACAGCCACAUUUUAAUAGAUCUUUUCAUGGGACUCUCUUAAUGACCAAUUUCUUCAUAAUGAAUUCUACUUCAUAACAAAUAUCUCAUAAUGUAUACCCAAUGCUACUGCCACAUUCUGAUGUUGGUUAAGUCAUUUCUCCUUUUGUGCCCUCAAUUUCCUCAUCUAAAAAUUGAAGGAAUUGGAUUCACUGAUUUUUAAGGUUUCUUCCAUCUCUAACAUCCUAUAAUACAUCAAAGUUUUCCCCUAAACAAAGCGCAAAACUAAGGAAAAAAGGACACCAAAAGAUUCCCUAA